GAUGACGCAAUUAGCCACGCCCCUUACCCUCUGCUUCAUGAUGAUGGACUUCACGGUUUUCUAAGUUUUCUAUAGUUUAAUCUCUUUAAAUCGCUGAAAAUGGCGGAUGAGGCAGAAAACUCUCCCCUUCUCCGUGCGGAGGCGAGUGAAGUUGAUCUUCACCACUCCUCCAUGCCAAACCUUGUCCCAUCCCCUCCACUGUAUCAAGAAGAGGCUCCUCCUCCAUACUGGGCGGUGCCAGCUGUUGGCUCCACCUCCCUGUUCUGUGGUGUAUGUGGAGCUCAGAUCGCGAUGAACGCUAACAGCGGCCAGCAGAUUGUGAAAUGUGGGGUGUGUCAGGAGGCCACGCCUAUAAGUAGUCCCCCUGCAGGAAAGAGGUUUGUGCGCUGUUCAUGCCAUUGUCUCCUGAUCUGUAAGACCUCCUCACAGAGAGUGGCGUGUCCCCGUCCUCAGUGUAAGAGAGUGAUCGAGCUGACUGGUCAAGGUCCAAGCAGUGCAGUGGUGCCGUAUUAUGGGACGCGAGCGAGCUGUGGACACUGCAGCCAAACGUUCCUGGGCCCUCAGUCAGGAGAGAAGAGUGUUCGAUGUCCUCACUGCCGUAAAGUGAGCUUUAUUGGAACAGAGUACCCCAUGAAGCGCUGUGUGUACUUCUCCCUGAUGUCCAUCUUCUUUGCCAUCGUCGCUGGAGGACUAAUCGCUGCCACAGUGGGCGAGGCGAGGGAUUACAACGCCAUCUAUGCCCUCUGGACAUUUCUGUUGGUGUUGAGUGUGGCAUGUGCGUGCUGGGCAGUGUAUUGGGCUCGGAUUAAAAUCAGCACACCUCUGCAGAGUUAAUCUGUGUGAACCCCAAUUCUGAACUUCUCCGUGUCGUAAAAUCGGGCAUCACGAUUCAUCAGUACCUAAAUCUAAUCUGUGAAUCAGAAGAACACAAUCGAUAGUCUUGAUAACCAUGUGUAAUAUUUGAAAUUUAUAAAAAGGAUAAAAUAACUCAUCGGCUAUUUCUAGCUCACCAAUAUUACCGCUGAUCAUGAUUAUGUAGUAUUAUUUUUUACGAUACUGAAUGUGUUUUGCUACGUUUUCCAAUGACGAGUAGAAGUAGGAAUGAAGCGGUUACCGGUUUCACGAUAAACCACGAUAAAAUUCCCCGACGGUUCGUGUUACCGUGUCACAUUAAAUUAUUAUUAAAACCGUGCGUGAUUAUCCUGAUUUGUAAAACUCGCGGUAAAUGCUGUCCACACACACACAGACAUGCACACACACACAUCCCCAGCACGAGUCUGACGCAGGCGCAGCAUGCAACAUUGUUUUUUGAACGUGGAAACGAACAUUACAAUUAAAAACUGAAGGCGUCUGCUCAAUUCAGCAUGAGCCGAAUGAGUCAGAGUUCAUUUGUCACGUGACGAAAGUGAGGCAAGCGGACUGACGGGAAGAGUGAGGCGAGCGGACUGACGGGAAGAGUGAGGCGAGCGGACUGACGGGAAGAGUGAGGCGAGCGGACUGACUGGGAGAGUGAGGCGAGCGGACUGACGGGAAGAGUGAGGCGAGCGGACUGACGGGAAGAGUGAGGCGAGCGGACUGACGGGAAGAGUGAGGCGAGCGGACUGACGGGGAGAGUGAGGCGAGCGGACUGACGGGAAGAUGGCGGAAGAUUUGGUUUAAUAUAAGCGAGUUUGUCAUUGUACUGUCUGUUGUCUUUUUCAUUAAGAACGAUAAUUAACCCACCAUUUAAGCAAUUGCAGCCUUCAAAUUGCAGCAAAUUUGGAAGCGAAAGUGAAAUGUGCGCACGGGCGUUCGUAACCGAUGAAGAAAUAUAUACUUUAAUCUAAUCUACAUGUAUUCUAAUUUGCAUAAUGAUUGACAGUGGUGUAUUAAUGCCAGUCUAAACACUCCCCAAAACAGGUGACAACAGUGAGAAAGAUGAAGCAAAACACUUAUUUUUACACAAGUUGGGUUUUUGCAUUAUUGUUAAAAUAGCGCCACUGCAGCUACAUGCUAAUUAUCCAGAGGCUAGUGUUCACAUUUCUACACAUAGGCAUCAUCCGAGUCACUUAUUUACACUAUACGUACUAUUUUUACAAUAUUUUCUAUUUAGAUUCUACAUUAACAGACACUUUACACUGACACUGCUUUUCUCUCAUUCGAUCAAUUGAAUCAAUUGUGAAUCAAACUCCUAAAAAUGAUGGGAAUAAAUUUGGUGAGAACAUUUCUAUAUAUGUAUAUAUUUUUUUACGUUAAUAUAUAUUUGAACAAAAAUAAUAAAGAAGGUGUGAUUCUUAAACUGGAA
Ictalurus punctatus (channel catfish) is the source of this 2284-nucleotide messenger RNA. Its product is annotated as type I phosphatidylinositol 4,5-bisphosphate 4-phosphatase-A. The record is from RefSeq and is a predicted model, not a curated record. Gene Ontology annotation, cellular component: phagocytic vesicle membrane; lysosomal membrane; plasma membrane. Gene Ontology annotation, biological process: phosphatidylinositol dephosphorylation. The transcript is spliced from 7 exons. The coding region runs from base 100 to 834 and encodes 244 amino acids. Gene Ontology annotation, molecular function: phosphatidylinositol-4,5-bisphosphate 4-phosphatase activity. Lineage: Eukaryota; Metazoa; Chordata; Actinopteri; Siluriformes; Ictaluridae.